Molecule: messenger RNA, 3649 nt
Organism: Nerophis lumbriciformis (worm pipefish)
Lineage: Eukaryota; Metazoa; Chordata; Actinopteri; Syngnathiformes; Syngnathidae
Gene: tmem39b
Product: transmembrane protein 39B
Cellular component (GO): membrane
Source: RefSeq, a predicted model, not a curated record
CUGCUUUUUAUAAAAGAAACAAAACGCAGAGGGGAGGAUUCUAAAAGCCAAAAGAUCGCCACAAAGAAGGUAAAACUAACAACACUCAUUUAAUAGAUAUUGUUUUAUUUUAUGUGCAACGCAUAAGGAAAUGCAAUGUCAUCAAAACAUCCAAAACCAUUGAAGUGCAAAAUUUGCUAUCUGUAGCUAUGCCGAGCAAAAUAAGCCGUACAAAACGAUCAGAAAUGGUUGUGAUGCAACUCAAUAAAAACCUGGUCUAAAUUUAUUUUUAAUACCUUGUUUUGCCAACAUUAUUGCAUAUCAUUUAAUGUUAUAGUAAUACUAUACUGGGAAAAACUUUGCUUGAGUUGCAUGAAUCUUAAGUAGCAUCAUACUUUGCAUGUCUGCUAAGGGGAAUUUUGUUAGAAUGCAUGCUUGUGCAGAGUGAGUUCGAGAGCUCAUUGAUAUUUCUUUGUAGGUUGACAGGGAAUUGUCUCAUGAUGCAAUGACUUCCAAAUCUCCAAGAUUUAAGAUCCUUGUGAGUGUCUUGGGAAAGAGGGAGGCUUUUGCAGUGACUUCACAUACAAGCCUUUCUGUCACUACAACCUCCAAGAUGUUUACUGAGCACACUGCUCUUCUGAUCUAUUUUCCUCUAUGAGGAAGUGUUUCAUAAUUAAAUAAAACCCAUUUUUUGGGAGUGGAAAUUAAGAUUUGCAGCUUGUUUUAUGAUCAUGUAAAUAAAGUGUAAGAAACAUACCGUUUUAUUUUUCACUACACAGAAAAUUACCCGUCUUCCAGAUGAACGUACACACAAGAUCUAUAAAUCUGGAAUGCAAACUUUUAGAUACUAGUGUCAAUGUAGUGUAUUUUUCACUCCUAGAUGUACCAAGGAUUCUGCGGUGCACUAAAAAUCAAAGGCCAUGAUGGAAUUCGCGAAAAUGAGUGCUAUAAAAAGCAUUAUCUACGCUAUGCGGAGCCGUUAAAAAGAUGGUACAAUUGGCAACAAUAAAUACAACUAAAAACAACCCCCCGACCCAGUUUCUCCAAAUAAGGGGGGAAACUAUUUCAAGAUGUCCGAUAUUCAAAGUGCUAUUCUGCUGACAAAAUAAGUCCCAUGUUAUUUUGAUGGUUUAGGAUAAUUGAGUUACCCACCUUCCAAUAGCAACAGUACACAAUAUUAAAUAUGAUUAUUGCGCUUGACGGGGCUGCUUGCAUUGGUGAUACAUCUAAUGAUUACAUGGCUACAGUUAAUGUAAACUUUUUAACUAUUCAACAUUGUCAAAAGCUUACAUUUUUUGUCUAUACAGCCAAUUGUAUGCUUUUGACCAUAUUAUGCCGAUAUGCAGUUGGACAUGGGCAUUGUUUGUGUUUUAAGUUUCAUUAAAAGCAUAUACGAUUUGCCGAUGCCUGUGUACAAUCCCUCAACCUUAUGUAGUGCGUAAUAUGCUGGUUUGUUACAAUACUGUUGUAGUCGUAUCAUUUUAUUGCUGUUGUAUUGUUGGUACUGUCUAUUAUGUCAUUUAUUUAUUCCUCUUUUUAGUGCCCUUAAGAGUGGUUUAGUUACCGUUUCUGUACUGUACGUGUCACAAUUUCCCACUGGCGUUGAAAAAAGUUCGUCAAAAUCUAUAAUCCCAUAAAAGCUAACCACCAAUGGACGUUUUGUUACAAUGUGAAUGCAAAUACAGCAAUUUCUUGGAAACUUGGGAUUGUCGAUCAGUGUGCUACAUCAAUAUGAUAAAUAUUGCAUAACAUAGUUCCUAUCAGUUGCAAAUUACACCCGAAAAAGGGUUUGUGUUGCGCUUCCGCUUCCGGGUUCCAUUUUGCUGCACUGUCCCUUUAAAUAAGACUCCGCCCACAAAUUGCUACCAUAUCCUCGGUGCCAUAUCUGCGGGCUCUUGUACAAUAACAAUGAACGUCUUUGGCGAUUUAAAUGAAAAUCACACCUUCAACACAUUCAUAAGGAUUCUGAAACUCUAUUGCUUUUAGGUUCAAAUUUAUCCCGCCAGUCGACAUUUAAUACACUGUCACAGGUCUUCAAGCAAGGAGAGGAAUCCCCAAAGGAUUGAGCCGUGGGUGUGUCUGCAAUGGCAGGUGGAAGGCGAGGGGCAAACCGCACCACUUACUGCAGACCACCACUAAGCAGUGACCCAGGCUCAGUUAGCAACAGUAACCACUCCACCAGCUCCCCGGUCACAGGGGUACGAUCUCGCACAAGGAGUGGGACAGGAGCGUGCAUGUCCAGCCCUCCAUUGGCUGCGCAGACUGUGGUGCCCCUGAAACACUGCAAGAUCCCAGAGUUGUCUGUGGAUCAGAACGUGUUGUUUGAGCUGCACCUUUUCUUCUGCCACCUCAUUGCACUAUUUGUCCACUACGUCAACAUCUACAAGACUGUAUGGUGGUACCCCCCAUCACAUCCUCCCUCACACACUUCACUGAACUUCCACCUGAUUGAUUAUAACAUGCUGGUGUUCACAAUCAUCAUUCUGGCAAGGAGGUUAAUUGCAGCAAUUGUAAAAGAGGCCUCACAGAGCGGGAAGCUAUCGUUCCCUCAUUCCAUCUUCUUAGUGAUGGCACGCUUUGCUGUGCUGACGCUGACCGGCUGGAGUCUGUGCCGCUCACUCAUUUACCUCUUCAGAACGUAUUCUGUGCUCAGCCUGCUCUUCCUCUGCUACCCGUUUGGGAUGUAUAUUCCAUUCUUUCGCCUGAGCUGUGACUUCCGGCGGGCAGGUCCCCUCUCCCCCAUUGCCAGCAUCGGCUCUAAGGAGAUGGGAAGCGUCGGCCGGGGGCGGGACUACCUGACAGUGCUGAAGGAAACAUGGAAGCAGCACACUAGCCAGCUUUACGGCGUUCAAGUCAUGCCGACCCACGCCUGCUGCCUCUCCCCGGACCUGAUCCGCAAAGAGGUGGAGUACCUGAAGAUGGACUUCAACUGGAGAAUGAAGGAGGUGCUGGUCAGCUCUAUGCUGAGUGCCUACUAUGUGGCCUUUGUCCCCGUCUGGUUUGUCAAGAGCACACAGUAUGUAGACAAACGCUGGUCUUGCGAACUCUUCAUCCUGGUGUCGGUGAGCACGUCCGUCAUCCUCAUGAGGCACUUAUUACCACCUCGAUACUGCGACCUGCUCCACAAAGCUGCAGCGCAUCUCGGCUGCUGGCAGAAAGUUGACCCCUCUCUCUGCUCCAACGUCCUCCAGCACUUUUGGACAGAUGAGUACAUGUGGCCUUAUGGAGUCCUGGUCAAACAUAAUAAGAAUGUCUACAAAGCUAUGGGCCACUACAACGUGGCAGUACCAUCAGAUGUGUCCCAUUAUCGCUUUUAUUUCUUUUUUUACAAGCCACUACGAAUAUUGAACAUACUCAUCAUCCUGGAAGGAGCCAUGAUAUUCUACCAAUUGUACUCGUUGAUAUGCUCAGAAAAGUGGCAUCAGACAAUAUCACUGGCACUGAUCCUCUUCAGUAACUACUAUGCCUUCUUCAAGCUUCUAAGAGACAGAAUUGUCUUAGGAAAGGCAUACUCCUACUCAAACAGUCCAUCAGACCAGAAAGUCAGUUAGAUCUAAGUUAUUGUGGCUCAAGUGCGUUGUAUUUUUUCUACAUAUUGCAUUGUGCGUCAUUUUGAUUUUGUUCUGAUCUGCCAUGAUAAUAAAAGGAGAUAUUUUUGUAUUACUUAAAA